AUGCCCACAAUGCUGGCUCUCCGGCUUGCCCUGGAAUGGAUUCUUCUCACCAAGAGUGGGUGGGCCCAGAUCCUUCCAUGCGCCUGCCAUGAUGGUGACCCGGAGCUUUGCGAACAGCUUUGCUUGGACUUAUAUGAUGGAACGAUGAUGGAGGUUUUGAACGGCCUUGUAAAUUCGAUCGGCUCCAAGAUGAUUGAUUGCAGGUCACCUUUAGGCGACUGCUGCAUACCGGAUGUCCCAUGUAUGCCGACGACAUCGACAGGUGCUGCGACAACUGCAGCGACAGCAAGUUCAGAGCAAGAGUAUUGCGAUCAUCUCUACUCGAAUGCAGCUUGUGCGGCGGCUUGUGGCGUGGAAGUUAACUCGACGGAGUACACUUACAUGACAAUAGACAACUCGAAGUUCAUCAGACCUCGUCCGAAUGAGAAGAGGUGCUUUCUAGUUGUUGAUGAAGAUCCACUCAAUGCAAGCACGCAGUCCUGCUGCAACUCAUCAGAUCCUCCAGAUGAUGUCUCAUCCAGUCUUGUUUUGACACUUCGAGCGGCAACGUCUCUGACGGCACUCACAUUGUUAAUUGGUUGA
Symbiodinium natans is the source of this 582-nucleotide messenger RNA. NCBI's taxonomy places the organism in Eukaryota, Dinophyceae, Suessiales, Symbiodiniaceae. The record is from the annotation of a GenBank genome assembly.